Messenger RNA from Myotis daubentonii (Daubenton's bat), 1272 nucleotides. It is a transcript of the gene KIF25, whose product is annotated as kinesin family member 25. The record is from RefSeq and is a predicted model, not a curated record. Lineage: Eukaryota; Metazoa; Chordata; Mammalia; Chiroptera; Vespertilionidae. Gene Ontology annotation, molecular function: ATP binding; microtubule binding; microtubule motor activity. Gene Ontology annotation, cellular component: microtubule cytoskeleton. Gene Ontology annotation, biological process: microtubule-based movement.
AUGGUGUCGCUGAGCCUCAGGGAGACCAUCCUGGUGCAGUGGAGCCGGCCCGGCCACCACUCCGUCCACAAGACGUUUACCUUUGAGAGGGUCUACGGCCCGGCGGAGGGCCAGGCCGCGGUGUUUGCAGACGUGUGCCCCCUGCUCACGUCCCUGCUGGACGGGUACAACGUCUGCAUCAUGGCCUACGGCCAGACCGGGAGCGGGAAGACCUACACCAUGCUGGGCCCGCAGCCCCCGGGCGCGGCGCAGGGCGACGCGGGACUCAUCCCCAGGGCCGCCCGGGAGCUCUUCAGGCUUAUGUCAGAAGAUCCCUCAGAGCGACCCGGGGUCCAGGUCUCCAUCGUGGAGGUUUACAACAACGACAUUUUCGACCUCCUGGCCAAAGACGGCUGCACGGCGACGGCCCGGCUCAGGCGCGAGGUGCUGACCACCAGGGAGGGGAGGACGGAGGUGUCCCCGCUGACCUGCCUGUCUGUCGGGAGCGCAGGGGAGUUGGUGGAGCUCGUGGGGGCCGGCCUGCAGCUCCGGGCCAGGCGCGCCACCUCCGUGCACGCAGAUUCUUCUCGCUCGCACCUGGUCGUCACGGUGACUCUGACCGCGGCCGCCUCCGGGGACAGCACCCCUGAGCCGCGGUCCAGCCCGUCGCUGCCCCGGGCGCCCGGCUGCCCCUCGCCGUCGCCGCCGGCAACAGGGAGGAGGCCGCCCGCUCCCCGCAGAGCCUCCCCCGGGUCCCCGGGGGCCCGGCCCGCGGAGCAGGUGCGCGCCCGGCUGCAGCUGGUGGACCUGGCGGGCAGCGAGUGUGCAGGCGCGUCUGGAGCGAGGGGACCAGCCCUGAGGGAGGCGUCCUUCAUCAACCGGAGCCUGGCGGCCCUGGCGGACGUCCUGGGGGCCCUGGCGGCACGCCGAGCCCACGUUCCCUACCGCAACAGCAAGCUCACCCACCUGCUGCAGGACGCCCUGGGAGGCGACGCCAAGCUGCUGGUGAUCAUCUGCGUGUCCCCCGGCCGGGAGCACGUGGCCGAGACGCUGCAGAGCCUGGGUUUUGGGGUCCGCGCGCGGCAGGUGGAGCGGCAGGAGGGGCGGGGCCGCCCAGCCCCCAGGGGCCCCCGUGAGGAGCGCGGGUGCUUGUGGGCUGCGUCCCCCCCACCUGUUUCCUGCCACGACGGCACAUGUGAUGUUCACGCCUGAAAUGAACUCUUUACAUGGGACGUGACGGCCCUGGUUUUCUCCAAGGUGACGGCCACGAACACGGAGCCCACGGGCCAGCCA